AUGGCGUCACUCGAAGCUGCCAUUGACGAGGAGAUGAGGGAGGUUAACAAGAUCCUCGAAGGCAACCAAAAUCCUGGACCACGUCGUGCAGAGAGUCCAGUGGCGCGCGCGCAAAGUCCUGGCUCGGCUGCCUCGCCCAUUCGCAGCAUGCUAGACAUCGAUACUCCGGGGCAGCGCAGAAGCUCUAGCCGCGGAAGCACUGGCAUCCCCUUCGCCAUGCCCAAAUCACCGCGUCGAGUGAACCCCGAAUCAGCCUACAAGUUCGAAAUGCUGCCAUCCAUCGACGCACACGCUAUGCCUAAGCGAGUAUCUCAAGGUGGCAAGCUGGAUGCUAAUGCGAAGCCUCGCGCCAUGUCGUCUGUUUAUGGCAACUCCAGUGGCUUCUAUGGCUCUUCGAACUCAAAGGAAAGACACAACUCCAUGAACGGACCCAUGGGCAGAUCCAAGUCAGGCUCUCCGGGUCCCAAUCGAUCUGCUUCUCCAGCAACGCGCAUGCUGAACCCGGCGCAGCCCGCCCCAACAUCAAACAACACUUUCGUGACAGACUCGGGCAAGCGCAUUGACAUGGACACAGCCUAUCGCAAACUCUCCGACUCCGCUUUGGCGCGCUCUGAGGGCGGCUUAUCCUCGCUCCCCAAUCGCAAGGGUGUUGAUCCUGUCAAAGGCACUGCUACCGCACCGGGUGGGGGUGUGCGUCUGGCGACAGAUGACGAUGGCGAGGACAGCGCUGCUGUCGAGAGUAGUGACAACAACGCCUCCGAUAGUUCAGAUUGGGAUGACGGCUGGAAAAAGACCAAGAAAACAGAGCGAGGUAGACAGCGGUCAAGAAAGUCAUCUGGAGGCACCGACAGUAUGGGUAGAGAAGUCAUCACUGCUAAGAGCCUGCUGGCUGCUGCUGAGCAAGAGCGGCGAGAAGUUGCAGUCUCCUACAAAGUGCGAUCACUACUCGAGCCAUCGAUAAACGUCACCGGCCCAAACGGCGAGAGGAUGACGAGAAAGAACUCAUCGGGAGUGGUACAUCCUCAUACAAGUUUUGACCAGGGCGGUUCAGGUCUUUCGACCCCGGUUCAUUCAGACCAUGAGGAUGAGCUUGCCGAAAUCAAAUCAGCCCAGCAGCUUUCUCUAAACAUCUCGCCUAUCCAAUCAAGUCCAGAAGCCCACCGUUGUGUUCGGCAAAUUAUCAGGGGUGACUAUGUUCAAUUUGCCGAAGAUGCGAAGAAUGGAUUGAGAAGACAGCGUGUAUACCUGGUGUCUACUGAUCUUAGCGACGAAGCAGCAUAUGCCCUGGAGUGGACGAUCGGCACCGUUUUGCGAGAUGGCGAUACCCUUCUAGCAGUCUACGCUGUGGAUGAGGAAACAGGAGUAGCGACGACUGAUGCUUCCGGUGCGCCUAUCAGUCAAGGUACUACCGGACGACAGGAAUCAGACCAUCUCAAGAGGACACUGUCCAACCAUGACGGUUUACCAGCGACCAGACCCGGUUUUUCUGCUCUGUCUAGCUCGAUAAUGGCAACGGAAGCCAAUGUGGGUGCCAUGGGAAAGGCAGAGAAAGACAGGUAUCAGGCAUGCGUAGAGGUCUCUGACCGGUGUGUUAAACUGUUGAGGAAGACGCGGCUGCAAGUGCGAGCCGUUGUUGAAGUGUUCCAUUGCAAGAGCCCCAAGCAUAUGAUUACUGAAGUCAUUGACUUUUUGGAGCCUACCCUGGUAAUUCUUGGGUCACGAGGCCGGAACGCGCUGAAAGGUGUUCUACUCGGAUCUUUCAGUAACUACCUGGUAACCAAAUCAUCGGUGCCAGUCAUGGUUGCCCGGAAACGACUCCGGAAACACAGCAAAUACAAACGGCAAAACGUGCGGAUGUCCAACGUCAUCGCAGGUUCUAAUGACAGGCUCGCAAAUGCAAAGAUCGAUUAA
Alternaria atra is the source of this 1911-nucleotide messenger RNA. RefSeq lists its product as uncharacterized. Bases 1 to 1911 code for a protein of 636 amino acids. Lineage: Eukaryota; Fungi; Ascomycota; Dothideomycetes; Pleosporales; Pleosporaceae. The transcript has 4 exons. The record is from RefSeq and is a predicted model, not a curated record.